UUUCGCAAGCACGUCGUUGCCGUUGGCAGUCUUCGCCAUUUUUCUUUUGUUGCGGUUGGCAGUGCGUGCAGUCUGCUAGAAUAAUGACGACAAAGCAGCGGCAAGCGCUGCCGCUUUCUGACAAGGUGGACAUUAUUCGCCGUGUCGAGCGCGGCGAGAAAAAAUCGGACGUGGCUGCAACCUUCAAGAUCGCCAGAAGCACGUUGAGCACGAUACUAAAGAAUAAGGCGACGAUCAAGAACCAAGCCCGCGAACGGCCGAACGCCGACAGCAAACGCAUCCGGAAACCGGCCUACGACGCUGUGGAGAAGGCUCUCUACCAAUGGUUCCUGGACAUUCGCGCGCGGAACCUACCCGUCUCUGGUCCCAUGCUGCAGAGCAAGGCGAAAGAUUUCGCUUUCGUCCUGGGGGUUGAAGGUUUCACCGGAGGCACUGGAUGGCUGCAACGGUUUAAGGACCGCUACUCGAUUGUUGGAAAAGUCGUGGCUGGCGAGAGGUGUUCCGUCGAUACGGAAGGCGUCAAGAAGUGGAUUGAUGACAACUGGCCGGCAAUUAUUGAGAAGUACAAGCCAUGUGACAUUUUUAACACGGACGAGACUGCGUUAUUUUGGCAGCUGCUUCCAAGCAGGACCUUGGCGCUCCGAAAUGAGGACUGCCAUGGUGGAAAGCUGAGCAAGGUUCGCGUCACGAUCCUUUUGACGGCCAACAUGGACGGAUCAUCGAAACUGCGCCCGCUAGUCAUUGGCAAGUUCAAGUCGCCUAUAUGUUUGCGAGGAUGCGGCCCCCUACCCGUAACAUACACCUUUAACAAGAAGGCGUGGAUGACCAGGGUGUUGUUCGAGACGUGGCUCCGCGACUGGGACGAAGAAUUAACAUCAAGUGGGCGCAAGGUUUGCCUACUGCUCGACAAUUGUUCCGCUCACCACUGCGGUGUAUCGCUCAAGAACAUCGAGCUGUGUUUCCUGCCGCCCAACGCAACGGCAGUGCUCCAACCACUUGACCAGGGCAUCAUCCGUGCUUUCAAACAGGGCUACCGAAAGCGUCUUGUAGAGCAACUUCUCGUCAAGAUGCGCGUCGGCGGAGAGCUGAAAAUCGACUUGCUGGGCGCGAUCCAGAUGCUGAGCCGCGCCUGGUGUGAUGUCACGAGCGACACAAUUCGAAAUUGCUUCCGGCACGCUGGACUCGGCGUGGAAAACGGCGAAACAUCGGGCCCAGUGCAAGAGAACGAUGACAUAGGAGUCCUCUGGCAGGAACUUGGUAGCCUCCCUGAUGCGUUGCCCGAGGGAGUCGACCUCGAAGAUUUUUUGACGGCCGACGACGACGUUGCUGUGGCUGCAAGCCCUUCGGACACAGAGAUCAUUGCGGAUGUGGCGGCAGCUGCUGCCAUUGGUGACUGCGAGGAAGCAGAGGAUUCUGAAGAUGAAGGUCCACCUCGUCCGACGCUUCACGAGGCACUUUCAGCGGUGGACGUGCUCCGUCGCUACUGCUCCGACAUCGAGGGAAGCGGACUGGAGUUCGUACAAGCAGUGUCACGCGUCGAGAACGCCAUUCUUAUGGAUGCUGCCAAGUCAAAAACCCAAGCGAAGAUUACUGCCUACUGUGAAUAGAUUGUUCCCAAUAAAUGGAUUUCUUGAACAGUAAGUGGCAUCGCGUUUUCUUGCUGUUCGAUGUCCAUAAACCCGUGUAUAACGAACAUAUCGUAGAAAUUCGUUAUACGCGAAUAUCUCCAUAACGAACUACUUGAUAUAUCGAACUAGACGUAGCGUU
Messenger RNA from Ixodes scapularis (black-legged tick), 1767 nucleotides. RefSeq names its product tigger transposable element-derived protein 6-like. NCBI's taxonomy places the organism in Eukaryota, Metazoa, Arthropoda, Arachnida, Ixodida, Ixodidae. Gene Ontology annotation, cellular component: nucleus. Gene Ontology annotation, molecular function: DNA binding. The record is from RefSeq and is a predicted model, not a curated record. The transcript has a single exon. The coding region runs from base 84 to 1607 and encodes 507 amino acids.